CUGAAAUGUCCUUCAACGACUUAGAAAGAGGGACAGGCGGCAGCAGCAGCACUCGCGGCGGGUAUGGUGCCAAGAACAACAGCGGCGCCAUCACCUCCGGCCCGGGCUCCAUUCGUGGCUCACCCUCACGCCGCAACGAUGCCAAUAACGCCUCAACAGGCGGAGGUUCCUCCCUACCCCUCUAUCAUGCUUCUGCCUCUAGCAUAUCACCUUCGACAGACGAUGAGGACGAGGAGUCCCUCUCUGCCGAGCAGCUGGCGGAAUUGAAGCGCUUGUCAGAUGGGAUUGGGGCGCAGCUGUUCAAGGUCAAUAGUAACACGGCUGCUGUGGAGAAGCUGGUCAAGUUGGCAGGAGACGAAGCCAAGAAGGGGGCGAGGGGAGGGACACAGCAGCAAAGCAAUAGAGACUGGACAAAGAGGGCCCACGACCUCGUCGAAUCCACCCGCUCAGUCAUCAAGUCUACCACCCCUCAACUCAAGCAACUCUCCACGCUCAUCGUCAGCUAUGAGUCUCGCUGCCCACCGCAAUAUCGCCUCACCCUCUCCAAGCUCCAGCGCGACUUCGAACAGGCGGUCCAGGCCUUCGCCGAAGCGCAGAGGCAGAGCGCUAGGAGGACGAAGGAGGACCUCGAAGGGGCAAAGAGAAGGGCAGCAACCGCUGCGGCUGCGAAUGCAGACGCUGGACCGGCUACGAGUAGCUCGCUGGUACAGAUUGAGGCGGACGAGCAGGCUGCCAAACAAGGCGAUGAGGACAGUGACUCUGCUCUCCAGGAGCAGACUCAGACCCAGACCCAGACUCAAGCAACAGCCGGUCCAUCUCAAGCUGAUCUCGAGUUCCAAGAAUCUCUCAUCGCCGAGCGCGAGUCCGAGAUCCGAGAGAUCGAGUCAGGGAUCCACGAGCUCAAUGAGAUCUUCCGCGAUUUGGGCACGAUAGUGCAAGAGCAGGGCGGAAUGAUCGAUAACAUCGAGUACAACAUUGGGGAGAUUGCGACCAAUACCGAGGGCGCAGAUCGAGAAUUGGUGCAAGCUAGUGAUUAUCAGAGAAAGGCUGGACGCAGGGCGGCAUGCUUGAUGCUGGUCGUUGGAUUUGUGGUCGCCGUGGUGUUGGUGGCAAUCCUCAGCUGAUCCACACAGCAAGUACGGCACUUCUAGUACCCAUUUCUGCUUCCUCUUCCUCCUCGUUUCGCCGCUCCACCCUCCGUCAUCGACCUCGCCGCUCUUCUCCCUUUGGCUUCACCUUCGUCUCGACCUCCUGAUUUGCGCUCCA
Molecule: messenger RNA, 1266 nt
Organism: Jaminaea rosea
Lineage: Eukaryota; Fungi; Basidiomycota; Exobasidiomycetes; Microstromatales
Product: t-SNARE
Exons: 3
Coding region: 6-1124 (372 amino acids)
Biological process (GO): intracellular protein transport; vesicle fusion; Golgi to vacuole transport
Cellular component (GO): endomembrane system; SNARE complex; membrane
Molecular function (GO): SNAP receptor activity; SNARE binding
Source: RefSeq, a predicted model, not a curated record